AUGGAGGGGAAAAAUCUGACCAGCAUCUCAGAAUGUUUCCUCCUGGGGUUCUCUGAGCAGCUGGAGGAGCAGAAGCCCCUCUUUGGGUCCUUCCUGUUCAUGUACUUGGUCACGGUGGCAGGCAACCUCCUCAUCAUUCUAGUCAUCAUUACUGACACUCAACUCCAUACCCCCAUGUACUUCUUUCUAGCCAACCUCUCCCUUGCAGAUGCCUGCUUUGUGUCCACCACAGUCCCUAAGAUGCUGGCAAACAUACAGAUCCAGAGUCAGGCCAUCUCCUACUCAGGGUGUCUACUACAGUUGUAUUUUUUCAUGUUAUUUGUGAUGCUGGAGGCAUUCCUCUUGGCGGUCAUGGCCUAUGACUGCUACGUGGCCAUAUGCCACCCACUUCAUUACAUUCUGAUCAUGAGCCCUGGGCUCUGCAUCUUCCUCGUGUCUGCAUCCUGGAUCAUGAAUGCCCUCCACUCCCUUCUACACACACUUCUGAUGAACAGCCUGUCCUUCUGCGCAAACCAUGAGAUCCCACACUUCUUCUGUGACAUCAAUCCCCUCCUGAGUCUGUCCUGCACAGACCCCUUCACCAAUGAGCUGGUGAUCUUCAUCACUGGGGGUCUCACAGGACUCAUUUGUGUGCUUUGCCUGAUUAUCUCUUACACGAACGUUUUCUCGACCAUCCUGAAGAUCCCAUCAGCUCAGGGGAAGCGGAAAGCCUUUUCCACCUGCAGCUCUCAUCUCUCCGUGGUCUCUCUCUUCUUUGGGACUUCUUUUUGUGUUGAUUUCAGUUCUCCCUCAACCCACUCGGCCCAGAAGGACACAGUUGCAUCAGUGAUGUACACAGUGGUAACUCCAAUGUUGAAUCCCUUUAUCUACAGUUUGAGGAACCAAGAAAUAAAGUCUUCCCUGAGAAAGUUAAUCUGGGUUCGGAAAAUUCAUUCCCCUUAG
Molecule: messenger RNA, 942 nt
Organism: Homo sapiens (human)
Lineage: Eukaryota; Metazoa; Chordata; Mammalia; Primates; Hominidae
Gene: OR1G1
Product: olfactory receptor family 1 subfamily G member 1
Exons: 1
Coding region: 1-942 (313 amino acids)
Biological process (GO): detection of chemical stimulus involved in sensory perception of smell; G protein-coupled receptor signaling pathway
Cellular component (GO): plasma membrane; membrane
Molecular function (GO): G protein-coupled receptor activity; olfactory receptor activity
Source: RefSeq, marked validated